This is a messenger RNA of Fraxinus pennsylvanica, 831 nucleotides long. Lineage: Eukaryota; Viridiplantae; Streptophyta; Magnoliopsida; Lamiales; Oleaceae. The record is from the annotation of a GenBank genome assembly.
AUGAGUAAGGGACCGGGUCUCUUCUCAGAUUUCGGAAAAAAGGCAAAAGAUCUACUGACGAGGGACUACCUCUCUGAACACAAAUUCUCUGUCUCCACCUACAGUGAAUCUGGAGUGGCCCUUACAACAUCCACGGUGAAAAAAGGAGGGUACUCAUCUGGUGACGUGGCAGCCCAAUACAAAUACAAUAAUAUUUCUACUGAUGUCAAAGUUGAUACAGAAUCAAAUAUCUCAGCAACUUUUACUGUUGCUGAAAUUGUCCCGUCAUCAAAGACCAUUGCUACAGUGAAAUUCCCCAAUUACGAAUCUGGCAAGCUGGAGUUCCAAUACUUCCACCCACAUGCAUCCCUUACUGCAGCUGUUGGCCUGAACCAAUCCCCUCCACUCGAUCUUUCAGUCACCCUUGGUACUCCCACCUUUGCUCUGGGUGCAGAGGCUGGUUAUGAGACAACUACUGGUAAAUUAACAAAAUAUACUGCAGGAAUCACCGUGACAAAACCAGAUUCUUGUGCUUCAAUAAUUUUGGGUGACAAAGGAGACAUGAUAAAGGCAUCUUACAUACACUACCUAGAUCAAUUGAAGAAGAGUGCUGCUGUGGGAGAAAUCACCCGAAAAUUCUCCACAAAUGAGAACACGUUUACAGUUGGAGGUUCUUAUUACAUAGAUGGCCUUACAAGCGUGAAAAUGAAGCUCAAUAAUCAUGGCAUACUAGGUGCUGUUUUGCAGCACGAGCUCAUAGGGAAAUCAUUGGUGACUCUAUCUAGCGAGUUUGAAACCAAGGCCUUGGAUAAGACACCCAGAUUCGGUGUGGCCCUUGCUCUAAAGCCUUGA